AGUUCUGUUUUUUUUAUCAAUGCGCACGUGUGACUGUGUUUACAUUUUCCAUCGCUUGCAAAACACGUUGUUUUCCUGCAGUUUUCCUGUGAAAAUAAAUUAAUAAUUCAUUCUAAAUUGGAAGGAAAAUGGAAGUUGAUGUGAUUAAGUGGAAGAAUUCACUGAAGGAAGUGAGGAAAAUUUCUGAAUCUCCAGAUGAAUUGAUUGAAAAGCUUUUGAGGUUAUCGGAUUGGAAUGAGGAGGUAAUCAUGAAAGUAAUUAGACAUCUCGCUGAGAAAAUCAUCCAUCCGGACUAUACGGAAUGCAUUGGAAGGGAAUUCCGGGAAGUUUUGCCUCUGAUUGUCUCGGAAGCCUUUCAGGAGUCACAUGGGGGGCAAAAGCUCACCCAGGUGGAAUGUGAGGCGCUUCACAGGGCCAAAUGUGUCGCCUUGUCAAAAUUAGUGGCCUACAGUAGAGCAAUUUUGAGGUUUUCCUUUAAAUUCUUCGAGGAAAAUCCUUCCCCAUUUGAUGCAAUUUCCGAGGAGAGGCCACAGAAGAAGCGUCGAGGUGGCAUUCAACCCAUUUCCACCGUGGAAAUCUCUAAAUGCUGCCUGAGAUUCCUCAGAGCUGAUCGAGAAUUCUUCCGGAAUGCCUGGAAAUGGUCAAAAUUCCUCCAGGAAUAUUUCAACAAAGGCUGUGACGUUCAAAAGAUGACUUGUAAUGAAAUUUUGGGGAUACUCACGAAUAUGAUUAGCCGGGAAGUUGAUUCCCUCGAUGCUGCCAUUGCUGAGGAUGUAAAGUUGUCCCGGAAGAUGACUGAGGGAGACUUGCAAACAUCUUCACAGCCAGUGGAGGAGAAUCCAACACGUGGUCAGAAGAUUUCGUGGGAAUUUAGUUCAGAGAAUGUUGUGAAUGUUGAAGGAGUUUUCCUGGCUGUAUUUGAUGCGGAAAAUCGAAGGCUCUGCCAUGAGAUGGCGAAGGAAUCAGACAGACUGAUACUCGUUGAAUCAACGAGGAGCAAUAUCCGGAAUAUUUGCCUUGGAAUUGGUUCCGGAAAGGCAAUUUGUCUCCAUGGACCAGUUGGGGCGGGAAAGACGACCCUUGUGGAUGAGCUGGCGAGGAAAACUGGACACAUUUCCCCCCAAAAUGGUGGUUCAGACGCCAAAAGUGGCUUCCUGCGUAUCCAGCUGGGCCAUCAGACUGACAGUAAGGCCCUCCUAGGGCAGCAUCGAUGCACAGAUAUUCCGGGAGAGUUUAUCUGGCAACCAGGUGUCCUCACGCAGGCAAUUCUCAGUGGCUACUGGCUUCUCCUUGAAGAUCUCGAUCUUGCCACACCAGAUGUGUGCACUGUCCUCACAAAUCUCCUUGAAAAUGGCUUCCUCAGCGUUCCUGGCUUCCGGGAGAACAUUCGCAUUGCUCCGGGCUUUCAACUCUUCAUCACACUGAGAUCUCAACGAGGUGGGGCAUCUUCUGUAUUCUCUCUGCUGGAAAAGCACCUCUUCACCGUGAACAUCCUCUCGCUGUCCAGAGAGGAACUCUGUGAGAUCAUUCGGCAGAAAUUCCCGAAACUAACAACAAUUGCCGGGAGGAUUGUGGAUGUUUUCUUGACAUUCUCAAAGGGGCGCCACGAAGAGGAUGAUCAGGAGGUGGGAACAUUAACUAGUGGCGCCAAUUCCGGACGUCAAGUCUCCACGCGAGAUCUCCUGAAGCUCUGCAAGCGUUCUCAUCCCAAUUUCAACGUCACCAGCACUGAAUGUGCCUAUUUAGUCUUUCAAAAUUCCGUCGAUCUCCUCUGCUCGCAUCUUCCGGAUGGCACUGAGAAGACGCAGCUGAUCAAGAAGAUUGGAGGAAAGCUGGGAAUCAUUGAAUCCCGCUGCCAGGCUCUCGCUGAAGAUUUUAAGCCAGAAAUUGAGAUAGAUUCCACCGUGAUUCGCGUUGGAAGAGCUGCAAUGGGACGCUGGAGGAAUGAGGAGGAGUCCCAAGGGGGGAAAAGGAAGCAAAGUCCGUUGGAAUGCGAGAGUAGCAAGAAACAGAAGACUGACGCCAAUCGCGUAAAGUCAAUCAGCAAGAUUCUCGAGAGUAGCGUCCCAACUUUCUCCUUCACGCGACUUGCUUCGUGUUUACUGGAGAGAAUUGCAGUUUCCGUGCAACAGAAUGAGCCCAUCCUCCUUGUGGGAGAGACUGGUGUGGGAAAGACAAGCGCUGUGCAAUACCUGGCCCAUCAAACUGCUCAUAAGCUUGUCGUUGUGAAUAUGAACAAUCAAUCGGACAUUUCUGACCUUGUGGGUGGAUUUAAGCCUGUUGAUCUCCACUAUGUGGUCACACCGCUCUUCCAGGACUUCCAGUACCUCAUCCGGACAACAUUUGACGCGGGGAAGAAUGAGAAAUUCCUCACGAGUAUGACGGAGGCGUAUUCCGGGAAGCAGUACAGGAAACUUGUAAAGGCCAUGCUGAAGGUUGUUGAGCACACACUGGCCACGUACGAGGUGAAGGCUGGCACGCAAAUGGGGAAGAAGCUUCGGGAGAAUUGGGAAAUCCUCGUUGGGAAGCUCCGGAAGCUCUCUGGGCAGCUUCGGAAUUCCAUAAAUAUGUCAUUUGCAUUCAUUUCGGGUGCUCUGGUUAAUUGCCUGAAGAAUGGCGAGUGGAUCCUCUUGGAUGAGAUCAAUCUAGCCUCAACGGAAACCCUGGAAUGCUUGGCCACAAUCCUCGAACCCGAUGGAUCGAUUGUGUUGCUCGAGAAGGGGGAUUAUGUGCCCGUGGAGCGACAUCCCGCCUUCCGGCUAUUUGCCUGCAUGAAUCCAAGCACGGAUAUUGGAAAGAAAGACCUCCCUGUGGGCAUCCGGAAUCGUUUCACGGAAUUCUUUGUGGAUGAACUGAAGGAUGUGAGUGAUUUGCGUUGCCUCGUGGGGGAUUACCUGAAGAAUACGGGCAUCCAGACGGGGAAGGUGAUGAAUGUUGUGGAGCUGUACCGGAAGCUGCGGAAAAUGGCACGACUGGAGCUCAAUGAUGGUCUUGGGAAUAGGCCAGUCUACUCCCUACGCACGCUCUGUCGUGCUCUCACCAUCUGCGCCAGGAAUCUCUGUGGAUCCGUUGAGAGGAAUCUCUUUGAGAGCUUCUGCAUGAGCUUCCUUACCCAAUUGGACGGCACAUCCCAUCGCACUGUGCUCCAGCUCAUCCAGAAAACCCUUCUGGGAUCACCAGAACGUCUCAAGGCUGUUCUAGGCUACCAGAUUCCCAAACCUCCUGGUCAGGAAUGUGAAUUCUUCGAAGGAUACUGGAUUGAGUGUGGGGCAAAGGAGCCCCAGGGGUGGGAGACGUACAUCCUGACUGAGAGUGUGAGACAAAAUCUCAAAGAUCUCUCGAGAAUUAUCUCCUUGGGGAGGCUUCCGGUUCUUCUGCAGGGACCAACGAGUGCAGGGAAAACCAGCUUGAUUGAGUACGUGGCCAGAAGGAGUGGGAAUCACUGCCUCCGGAUAAAUAAUCACGAGCACACAGACCUUCAGGAGUACAUUGGAACGUACACAGCGGAUGUUACGGGGAGAUUAACCUUCCAGGAGGGUGUCCUUGUCCAGGCAAUGCGUCAUGGUUACUGGAUAAUCCUCGAUGAGCUCAAUCUCGCCUCCAGCGACAUUCUGGAAGCUCUCAAUCGUGUACUGGAUGACAACAGGGAGCUCUUCAUCCCCGAGACUCAAACCCUCAUCAAGGCUCAUCCCAAUUUUAUGCUCUUUGCCACGCAGAAUCCACCAGGACUCUACGGGGGCAGGAAAACCCUGUCCAGGGCAUUCAAAAAUCGCUUCAUUGAGUUGCAUUUUGGGGAGAUUCCGCGUGAUGAGCUGGCUGAGAUUCUCGAGAAACGCUGCCUGAUCCCGAAAUCUCAUGCUGAGAAGAUGGUCAGGACAAUGGCGGAACUCCAUACGAAUCGUCGGAAUGUGACAAGGAGCAAUUUCACACUGAGAGAUCUCUUCCGGUGGGGCAAUCGCUACACGCUGGCGGACAAGAAAUUGCUGGAUGAUGCAAAGUACGAUUGGAAUCAGCAUUUAGUGGAUGAGGGGUACCUCGUGUUGUCGGCAAAGGUACGGAAUGAGAGUGAUUUGGAAGCAAUUCAAGCUGCCCUCAUGACAAACUUCCGGAAAGUGGCGGAUUUGGAGAAUCUUUUCAACUAUCACGGAGCAACAUCUCCCGUUACGAAGGAUGUUUUGGGGGCUCUGAUGAGGUGUCCAGGAUCACGGAGAAUCCAUUGGUCGAGUGAUAUUCUCAAGAUGUACGUCCAGGUGGCAAAAGCACUCACCUUUAAGGAGCCUGUUCUGCUUGUUGGGCCAACAGGAUGUGGGAAGACGACUGUUUGUCAGCUUGUGGCUGAAACUCUGGGGAAACCCGUGAGGAUUCUCAAUUGCCAUAUGCACACGGAAGCUGCAGACUUCCUGGGUGGUUUACGACCCUUCCGUGGGGAGAAGGAAGCCACGAAGAAGCAGCUCUUUGAAUGGGCAGAUGGUCCCCUUGUGCUGGCCAUGCAGGAAGGAACACAUUUCUUAGCGGAUGAAAUUUCCCUUGCGGAUGAUUCCAUCCUGGAGAGGCUAAAUUCAAUCCUCGAACCCGAGCGAACGGUUCUCCUUGCGGAGAAGGGUGGCAUUGAUCAGGGACUCAUUGUUUCCGGUGCAAAUGACGAUUUCAUCAUCCAAGCUCACGCAGAUUUUCAAUUCUUGGCCACAAUGAAUCCCGGUGGGGAUUUCGGGAAGAAGGAACUCUCACCGGCACUCAGGAAUCGCUUUACGGAGAUCUGGUGCACAAACCCCACAGCCCCAGAGCACCUCGAGAAGAUUGCUCUGCACCAUUUAACGCACGCCCUUCCGGAAGCUCCUGCCCUGGCCAAGUGUAUUGUGGAUGUUCUCUCCUACAUGAAGGCCACAGUGGACAAGAUGAAUUUCUCCGUGCGUGACAUUGUUUCCUGGACACAGUACAUCCUGGCGAAUAGCAAGAAACACCUUAGCCUGCCGGAAAUUCUCUUCUUUGGCCUUGAAACACUCUUCCUGGACUUCCUGGAGAUGCUUCCGCAUCGUGAAGGUGAAACAGAGAAGAUUCGAGAGAGAAUUGCCAACUUCCUCCUCCGGAAACUUCGUGAAUUAUUCAACAGCAAACUAACAACGAAGGAUUUGCUAAGGAAUCGUGGAGAUUGUGUCCAGAAACUUGAGAAUCAAUUCGGAAUUCAUCCAUUCUACAUUCCCUUCGCAGCGAACUGUGACAGCCACUCAACAGAUUUCAGCUUCACAGCUCCGACAACAAAGAGAAAUCUCUUCCAAUUGCUGUCCGGCUUGACGCUAAAUAAGGCAAUCCUGCUGGAAGGAGCUCCAGGAGUGGGAAAAACAUCCCUUGUGGUGAAUUUAGCCGCAGCUACGGGGCACAAGAUUGUGAGGAUAAAUCUGUGUGAGCACACAGAUCUGGCGGAUCUUUUUGGGACGGAUUUACCAGCAGAUGAUCAUUCGUUGGAAUUGUUUUCCGAAGGAGGCACAAAGGGUGAUGCGUCAGCUCCUCGGGGGGCUUUUGUGUGGCGCGAUGGACCACUGCUAGCAGCCCUGAAGGCUGAAGACACAUGGAUACUGCUGGAUGAGCUAAAUUUGGCCCCACAGAGUGUUCUUGAGGGUCUCAAUGCCAUUCUCGAUCAUCGCGGGGAAGUCUUCAUCCCAGAACUCAAUAAAACCUUCAAACUUGCCACACAGACGCGAAUCUUUGCAUCGCAGAAUCCCCUAAAACAGGGUGGAGGACGCAAGGGGUUGCCACAGAGCUUCCUCAAUAGAUUCACAAAGGUCUACCUCCGGAAAUUGCAUCAAGAUGACCUUCUACACGUCAUUGAAGCCCAAUACAGGAGUUUCUUUGAGAAAUUCAACGCGGAAUUUGCAGAUUUGCCCCGGAAAAUGGUUGAAUUUUCCCAAAUCCUCGACAGAGGUAUUGAAAGUUUGGAAUUUGGCCUUCGUGGUGGUCCGUUUGAGAUUAAUUUGAGAGAUAUCCUAAGAUGGUGUGACUUUGUGAGCAAUCCCAAGACGGGAUAUCAUCCGGGAACGUCAAAUUUGAUCCAAGUGAUCUAUGAGAAGAUGAAAAUUGUCUACUUUGAGAGGAUGAGGAGUGAACACGAUAGGAAUUUCAUCAAGAAAACCUUCACGGAAGUCUUCAACGUGGAUACUGAUGCAUUGGAUGAGAUUUCCCGGAAUGUCAGCUUCUACUGGACCGACACGCACCUGUACAUUAAUGAAAUGAAGCUGGAGAGGAAGCCAUCAAGGGGGAAUGUGGAGAAAUGUCCGUUGAUCAUUGAAUCUCAAUUGGAGACAAUGCGAACAAUGCUGGAAUGCACAGAAAUUGCCCGGCCGAUCCUCUUGUGUGGCCCUGCGGAUUGCGGGAAGACAAAAUCAAUUGACUUGGUGUGCUCGCUGCUCAAUCAACCGCUAGAUGUUGAUACAAUUGAUGAUUCCGUCACAGGAAGCUUCCAGCAAAUUGAUCUCAAUCGACAUCUCGAGGAAGUUGCAAAGAUUAUUGAGCUGCACGUGUUUGACUUUGCAAAAUCUUCCGUCCUCGUUCAGGAUCCGGAAGUUUCAUAUGAGGAUGCUUUUGGGCUCAUUGAUCAAUGGGAGAAGUACAAUAUGCUCCUGAAGAACGUACGAGGAGCUUCAAUGAAGAUGAGUGUCUCGGAUGAAGUUCAACUCUUCCGUAAUCGAAUAAAUCAGCUAAAGAAAGUUUUCAAGGGCUUAAGAAGCAUUAAAGGAUCCCUUCCUAAUGCCCCAAAUUACGAUCUUGUUGAGAAGAUCAUUGAGAAUUUGAAGAAAAUCGCUGAUUCUUCCAGUAGUCUCAACACUGGCGGGCAUUUUGAGUGGGUAGACUCGAAGAUUGUAAAAUGCCUCAAAAGUGGACACUUUGUGUGCCUUGAGCACGUCAAUAUGUGCUCAUCAGCCAUCCUGGAUCGUCUCAAUUCGGUAUUUGAAUCCAAUGGAACCCUCCUGCUGUCUGAGAAGGGAAUAACAAGUGAGGGGCGUAUUGAGGAGAUUGCGAAGCAUCCCGAAUUCCGGGCUUUCCUCACACUUGAUCCGAAAAAUGGAGAAAUCUCCCGCGCCAUGAGGAAUCGUUGCCUGGAGAUUUUCCUGGAGCGCGAUCGCUACACAAAGGAUGAUCUCAGGCACAUUAUCUACGAUGCAGGUGUACGGAAUUUAUCCACAAUUGACGCCAUGAUUCGUAUUCAUGAGCGACUGAAGGGGGUUUCGGAAUUCAGUCAAUUUGGCGUUAAUCAUCUUUUCAAAUUUGCCCUGCUGGUUGUUGAGAAUCAAACACUGAGGCCUCCUUGCAGGGGAAUGCUGCGAUCGUGUGCUGUUGAAGUCUACGUGAGAUCAACAAAUGUUGAUAUUUUGGGCUUUGGACUGAAGUUCUAUCGGAAUCGUCUUGAAGAGGAGAUUGACAGUGAGCUGAAAGUGACGUGUUUGGAAGGGAAUCAAGUUGGGUUGGAGAAUGUGAUCAUUCGGAGUGAUAAAUUGACCCAAAUGGCGCGGAUUAAGCUCAACUGUGAACCACUGCUGUGCCUCCUGAAGAAUCCACAACAACCAGGAAUCCUCCAUCAAUUGUCUGAAGAAUUUAAAUUGAUAAACUUUGGGAAUGAGGAGCAAUUCUGGAGGUAUCUGCUGUUCUGCGUCUACAGCAUGAGUGCGCGUGAUGAUGUGAAGACAAUGAGAAUCUACAUUGAUCGUGAGAUGAAGAAAAUUGAAGAUUCUUCGGGAAUUUUGAAGAUCAACGAGAAAAUUGCUGAGAAAAUCAAUGAAUUCUUAAAUUCUUCAAUAAAUCCAGCUCUUCCGUGGAACAGUCGUAUCUUCCCGAGGAUUCGUGCAGAAGAAAAGCUGGAUGUGGUGCAUCAGAUGCGUCUGCUUCUCCUAACAAUGUGGCAUGCCUUUGUCAAUGAAAUCCAUGUGAUGGCUUCACUCAAAAUCACCAAUAUCGACGCAAUAACCUACUCCAAGGCUGUCUGUACGAAUAUUCUCGUUGAUUCCUUUGAUAAAAAUCUCCUCCGCAAUCUCUAUCCCUUCCUGCGGACUCUGGAGGAUUUCUUCGAAGUCACAAUUCUCAGAUCCGUGAAAAUUUCUUCCCCGGGCUUCUUCGAAAUGGCCCUCCUGGCAAUGCUGUGGCGAAAUAGACUCCUGGCAGCGUGCAGCGAGAGGAUCUGCAUCAAUAAGCGUCUCGAUGAUGUUGCAAUGAACAAGAUUAUCCUGCACAUUAAGUGGUUGAUUAAGAACCUUGUAAAUCCGCUGAAGGAAGGAGAAAAUAUUGAAGAGAAUUUGAAAGAUUUCGCAAGGAGUCUCCGGAAAAUCUCCACGUGUAUCCUUGCGGAGAAGCAUCCUCUUAAUGGAAUCCGGAAGUUAUUCACGAAGAAGAUCACACAGUUUCUACCAUUGUACGAAGAAAGGGAUGUGCAUAAGGCGGAAUUGAAUAAAUUCCUCGAAGAUCAUCUUUCAAUGGCACAGAAUUUGCGGAAAAUCUCUCACGAAGAAGCCACGAAACGUUUAAAAAUCAUCACAAGUCGGGAAUUUUUGAAUCUUCAAGAGGAUUUUAUGAAAAUUCACCGAAAAGAUUACGCUGAAGAUGACGAAGAAAGUUCUCAAAUUGAAAAAUUAAAAGAGAAAUUGGAGGAAAUGAUCAGUCGUGAUCGUGAAAAUGAACCACUGAAGAUGGACGUUGUGGAAUUAAUCCCAAUUCUUGAGUAUUUUGCCAUGAAGGCCGUUCUUCCGGAUGGGCUGAAGGGGCAAAUUAACAGAGAAUUCUUCCUGCAGACGAAAUACUCAUCUCCGAGUGAAAUUAAUCUCGUUGCAAUGAAGACAGAUCAAGACUUUGCAGGGGAUUUGGCAAGAUUCAUUGAGAUGAGAGAGGAAAAUGAUUUGUCAGAGAUCCUGAAGGAUCAUCCGGAUUUUUAUCCAAUCAUCAGUACAAACUUGAAAGUUUUGGACAAAGCGAGGAAGCAAAAAGUUAUGAAUGUGAUCAGUGCAAAGUAUAGAAAUAUUGGAAAUACCGAUCGUUACAGCGAAGAUGAAGAUUACCAACGAAAUGGGCCGCUUCUGACGCAAGGAAUCUUUGGGGUUCUCCUCAAUCCCAGUGGGGAUCUGAGAGAAGCCGGGUUUGACAUUUUGGAAGCCUUCAAGGGGAAUUUGAAGACGAUUCAGCAGAUUCUCUGGAGUAACAUGGAGUGCAUGUCUUGGAAUCUCUUCAAUCUUGAAUUAAUUGACUACCAAUCAGCGAUGACGAAGAGCAGGAAUCUCCUUGAGGAAGUCAAGUACACAAGAGAUCAAUGCCUGAAUGUUGAGAAUGAAAAUUUUGCUGAAUUCAAUACAUAUUUCUUUGCUCUUGUGGAUCUCCUGGAGCAACAACUAACAUCCCCACAAAACCAUCAAGUUGUCGAUGAUCUUCCAACAGCAACAGAUCGCAGGCAAAUGAAUCUCACAGCUAGCAUUCUCUAUUCCCUCAUUGGGGCGAUUGAGUUGAAUUUACUCUGCCACUUGCCACUCCUUGAUCCCGUUGAGAAGCAUCGUCUCAAGAGGAACUAUCUCGAAGAGGACAUGAAGCAUCUGCAGGGUUUAUCAGCAGCUUACCAAUCAAUGGGAAUUGUGUGCAAAUAUGCCCUUCUCGGUCAUGAAUUGGUGGAGAUUUUUCAGAAGAAACUCGCUUCGCUGGAAGAUUUUCAGAAGAAAUUGGCAAAGCGACUUGCUCUUCGUCCAGAAGUUUGCGUCUACAGCGAAUUGAGUCGGAAUAUUAAGCACUUCCUCCACUCUUGUUGCCACCCGAAAGAUCUGCACAGCCUCCUGACACAAGCUGUAGCGGUUGAUGCAAGGAAGGAUGCAAAACUUUGCAAUGAGAUUGCGAAGAAAUUCGAAUCGUGGAUGAAGAAUUCGGAGAAUUUUCAAUUUCACAUCCUACCGCAGUAUUCAACGCACUACAGGGAUUUUGUGGAGCCAAUUGACUACGCUGUGACACUCCUGAAAUACGGCAUGUCUGGGAUUGUUGAUCACUUGAAGGAAGCCUCGAAUUUGGCUGCAAAACUUCCAGAAAAAAUUGCAACAGAUCAAUUUUCUCAAGUCCUGGAAAGUCUCAUUGAGUUCCCGGAUGUAAGAGUACCUUCGGAGAUUCAGAACAUUCAAACAAUUGUCCUGAAGAUACUCCUGGGUGAUCUUCCAAAUGGCCAAGAACUAUUCCUGCAGCUGAUGAAGGUGAAGAUCAAUGAAACAACAAAUGACGUCUUGAUCCGGAAGGAAGUUUCUGAGAAUCUCAUGAUGAAAUACAAUAAGAUCCUCAAAGUUUUUGCGAGAAUGUGGAAGAAGCAGGAAGAUGAGAAGAAGAAGAGGCAAAUUGAGGAAGAAAGUCUCUACGUGACGAACAGAAAAUGUGAAACGGAAGAUGAAGAUGCCAUAAUGCAGGAAGAGAUUGAGAUGAACUUCCCAACAACAGUGUCGGAAGAUUUUGGAGAUUUGCUCCAGAAUGAUACACUCGAACAGAUCCACAAGAAGAACAAAUCAUCCGCAGCGACGAAGAAAGAUGUCUUCACGGCGGAAGAUGUGAAAAUUGUUGCAGAGAGUUUUGUGAAGAUAAUGGAUCUAACGGAGAGCUUCCGUGGAGAUCUGACGAUUGAUUAUCUGGAGAGUUAUGCGGUGAAGGUGAAAGUCUUCCAGAACCUCCUCAAACACUUUGGCAAUUGCCUCAAUAGUCGUAUUGAUGAUGCCUCCUAUCUGGGAAUGGGAAUCCUGGUGAAUGUUUCACGGAAGAACUACGAUCUGUCUGGAAGUCUGGAGAAGGGGAAAGAAUUUAAUUUCUACAAGGAUGCAAAUGUCGGAGAAAUUCUCCCCUGUUUGGACGUUCUAAAUGCCAUUGAAGUGCGGACAGAGAAUGAGCUGAAGCAAUGGCCUGAUCAUGCAGCUCUUCAGGACAUCAUUACCAUUGUCAAUCGCCUUAAAAGCUUCCCCGUAACGUCCACAAUUGUUCGCUUCAGUACUGGCUUUCAGCUGCUGGGGAAGAGGCUGGAUGAGUGGAAUAGUGUAGCUCACAGGAGCAACAAUAUGUUGGAUCUAAAGGUGCGAACAACGGAAUUCAUUCAGAGGUGGACGAAGCUUGAGCUUCAGUACUGGCGGGAAUGCUUAACGCAUGCAUUUGAGAGGGUAAAGAGUAAUGGCUACAAGUACUGGUUCUUCAUCUUCAACCUCAUUCAUGAGUACAUGCAAAGUGGUAGAAGUUCACAAACUCUUGACACCUUCGAUGGAGCAUCAGAUGGCAUUGAAGUCGUAGACAUCAUGAAGACACUCAAUCAAUUCAUGGAAACAUCCAAUUUUGCAGAAUUUUCACUCCGUUUGGCACUUCUGAAAGCUUUUGAGAAGUUCCUGAUGCAAAUCCCCGGAAACGAUGAGAGGAAGCAAACGUUGAUUGCUGUAAUCUUCAACAUUCACCUGUACUUUAGCCAAUUUCUCCCAGCUAUUGAGGACUACGUCAAGACAAAGCGUCAGCCGAUUGAAAAGGAAUUGAAGGAACGCGUAAAGAUUGCUUCGUAUACCCCAGAUCUUUCCUACAUAAGUAUGAAGAAUAACAUCAAGGAGAUGCACAGAAAGGUUCAGAAGUGUAUGAAGCAGUUUGAAGGAGUUUUACGGGAGAAAAUAACUCCACUCCUGACUGGCGAGGAAGCUAAGACUCCUCCAGUAUUCACGGAAAAGACCACUGAGGGUCAUCUUCGCUACACAAUCGACGUUAACAACUUCCUCGUAGCGGAAAAGCUGAAAGAUCGUUGUGAGGACUCUGUCAAAAUCUUCCUUGUUUCAAGGGAUCUUGUUAAGCAAACUGUUCUUCAUUCCCAAUAUCCUAGCAAUAUUCUCGCACUUGAGCAGCUCACCAAUGACUACGUGGAAGUUAGUGAGAGCUUGAGGAAACUAGAAGUAGAUCGGAGCGUCGAGAGAGCCAAGCAAAAGUCUCAGGCAAAGCAAAUUUUGAAUCAAAAACGCAAAUCCCUUGCAGACUUCUUCAAGACUCUUGCAUCGCUUGGCCUGAGCUACCGCACAGGAUUGAUGGAGUUCUCGUUGAAUCCUGAAGUUGUUGAUUUGAAGAUUCAACCAUUCGUCAUGGAAGACAGGAAGCUGAAAAGGAAAUUCAAUAAGAACCUCAUUUCCUUUGCUGAGAACGUUGAUGGGAGAUUUGCAAAAUGCUGCUAUCGGCUCAAAAGAUUGAUAACAACUCUGCAAGUUCCAAGUUCAGAGCUUGGUUUACAGAAUACAGACAGGAUUAAAGGAUUCUCCGUUGAUCUCUUCCAACUGAUGCAGAAGCAGAGGAGAACUGUUAGCUCUUCUCUGAGAAAUUUGCAGACAAUUCAGAAGAGCGUUGAGAAUUUAGUUCAUCUGAGUACAGCUCUAAGAUCUGUCAGUCCCAAUGAUCUGGAAGCUUCCCUGAACUUCCCAGUUUUGGAUGAUAAAAUUGAGGAAAUUCUCCAGAGUGCCUGUAUGAUCAGGAAUGUUCUGGAGCAGUUCAAACUCCUUCUCAACAGUACUCCUGAAAGUUUCAAUCAAAACCUAAUGGCGCUGAAAGAUCCAGCUGUAGAUUUGACAAGGAAUUCUGACGUUGUAAGAGAUCUUCUUCAGAUGAGCUCUUCUGUCAUUGCAAACACAGAUAAAUUGAUUGAGAAGAUCAAUGCAAAAAAGACCGUUCAGUUCCAUUCGAUUGACUUUAUCCGUUCCUGCAGGGAAGAUCUGUCAGCAAUUGUGAAGAUUAUUGAAAAAAUGAAGAACAACCUUCACUUCGAAGACAGGCAUCUCCUCAUUGAAAAACCUCUUCAGGAUCUUCUCAAUUCACUUGAAAACAUUGCGGGAAAGGCCGAGGAAGCAUCUUCAACAGACACAGAUGAGAAUAUUGUGAAGGAAGUUGAAAAUAUCAUGUUCUCCGUGAGAAUUGCAAUGCAGAAGCUCUUCAAAAGAGCAACAACCUUCCAAAGUUCCUCUAAAGAUCAAGCAAAGGAUACCGAAGAAGAUGAAGAUAGUCCUCUUCUGGAGAAUCACCUAAAAGAAGCAAUUUGCUCAAAACUCGAUGCAGAUCUUGCAGAUUUGAAUCUUCAAACUAUUGCUACAAAACUAGAAAGAAUUAUUCUUGCUGUGAAAUAUUCAACAAGUCCAACGGAAAGGAAGAUGGAAGUGAUGAAGGCGAUGGUGGAGAAAGUUCCGAUUCUUCAGCAGUUUGCCCUCCUUGCGGAAUACUUUGUCACACAGCAAGUUAGCGUACAUCGCGUUUCAAUGAAGAUGCUUUCACUCAUGUUAGGUGUAUUUGUUGAGCUUGUUGCCAAAGGUUUCUGCAUACCGCAGGACUUGAUGCACGACAUUGAGGAGGAGGAGAAACAGAAAGAACAAGGAGGGAAGAAGGGUGAAGGAUUUGGGCUUGAAGAUGGAAGUGAGGAGAAGGAUGUGUCGGAUAAGAUUGAGUCUGAAGAUCAGUUGGAAGAUGCAAAGAAGCCCGGGGAAGAAGAUAAGGCUGGUGAUGAGAAGGAAAAGGGUGAUUGCAAGGAGGAGAAAGGUAUUGAAAUGAGUGAAGAUUUCGAUUCGCAUCUUCAAGAUGUUGAUCAAAACAAUGAAGAUGAUGAAAGUGAAGAUGACGGGGAAGAAGAUGAUGCUGACAAACAGAUGGGAGAAACAGAGGAAGGAGCUGAAAAGCUCGAUGAUCAAAUCUGGGGUGAUGAAGAAGGUGAAGAUGAGAAUGAAGAGGAAAUGAAUGAUGAUAAGGGCAAAGGAUCCGAUGACACGAAAGAAACUCAUGAUGAUCUGGCGGCUGACAAGGAGGAUGGUGCUGAAGGGAAUCAAGAUGGACUCGAUGCUGCCAAUCCGGAGGGAAAGCAGGAGAAGAAACAAAAGCAGAAUGAAAUUGAUUCAAUGCAGGAACCCGAAGUGGAUGAAGAUCAAAUAAAUCCGUACCACAAUGAAUUGGAGGAACCACCCGAAGCUGAUCCAAUGGAUCUCGGUGAUGGCUGCAAUGUGGAUGAUGAUGAUGUGAAUGAAAAUCAAGGAGAUGAAGAGAAUCCUUUUGAUAUUGAUACAAUGAAGGAGCAAGUUGUCAAUGAAGAUGAGGAGGCUGUUGAUGAAGAAGAAGACGGAGAAAACAAGGAGAAGACACAGCAAAAUGAUUCAGAUUCAAGUGAUGAUGAUGAAGAUGCGAUCAAUGCAAAGCCUGAGAGUAAAACUGAAGGUGAAGAUGCUCAAAAUGAUGAAGAAAAUGAGGAAGAAAAUAAGAAUGAAGAUGCAACAGUUCCAGAUCAAAUUGAUGAGGAAAAAGAUAAUGAAGAAGAAGAAGAGAAUAAGGAUGCAAAGAAUCCUGAAAGGCCAGAGAAUCACGAGUCAAAGGAUGCAGCUUCAAAGGAGGACAAUGUCCAGGCGAUGCCUGAUAGUGAGAAUAAGGGAUCAGCCGAUCAAGUGGCCAUUGAAGAUCAGAAAAAUGAUCAAGUGUCAAAGGAAGAUAUAGCUGAUCAGGAAACAGGUGAAGAUAGAGAAGGAGUCGGGCAGGCAAAGAAUGAGGAAUCAAAAUCCGGACAUAAAGGAAUUUCCGAAGGAACAGAAGCAAAGACUCAGGAAAGGGAAUCCGUAGCUGAGAAGAAGGAAAAGAGGAAGCAAGGAAAUACAAAUGAAGAUCGUACCCUUGGUGAUUCGAGUAGGUCCAAAAGACAGCUUAAAACAAUUGAAAAGAUGAAAGAGACAACAGAUCAGGAAAAAGAGAAUGAAGAUGAGCAGGAAGCGGAAGAAUAUCAACACGUUAAGGAUGCAAAGAAGUCCGAUAGGACAACACUUGAUAAUGCAACAGAAGAGCAGGCAAAAAGGAUUCAGCAUGAAGAUGAAGCUGAUGAGGAAGGUGAAAAAGAAGCUGAAGAUGCGGAUAAUCAGUUGAAUGAUGAUGAUGAACAGGAGACAGAUGAGCAGGAUGUGGAAAUGUUGGAUGCUGAGCAGAUUGAAGGAGAAUCCUCCAAGCCCUCGAAGAAAGACGAGAAGAAGCAAAUGGAGAGAUGCGAACAAGUUGAAAGGGGAGAAAUUGAGGGAGAAGAAAUCCCAACAAUGACAGCAAAACGAUCCGAUGAUACAGCUGCUCACUGCCAGAUGGAUAUUGUGCAGGAUACAACGCUCCCUGAUGAACCGGAUGUCAGGGAAUCGCUUGAGAUGCGAAAGAUGUUCCACAGAGAAGCCACAUCCGUCAAAACGGCUCGCCCCGAGCAAGGGGACUUUGAGAAGUGGCAGGAAGUGUCGGUGAAGAUGACACAGAAUGCCAGAGAUCUCUGUGAACAACUUCGGCUAAUUCUGGAACCCACAAAGUGUACAAGAAUGAAGGGAGACUACCGCACAGGACGAAGGAUCAACAUGAAAAAGAUUAUCCCGUAUCUGGCUUCGCAAUUCCGGAAGGAUAAAAUUUGGCUGAGGAGGACCAAACCUGCCCAGCGGGACUACAAAAUCACAAUCGCUAUCGAUGACUCCAAGUCCAUGCACCACAACAACUCCAAAGAACUCACUCUUGAAGCCAUUUCGCUUGUUUCUCAAGCCCUGACGCUCCUUGAAAGUGGAAAAUUGAGCAUUGUCUCCUUUGGAGAAUCCCCGCAGAUCCUUCUCAAUCACACAGAUCAAUUUGAUGGCCCAAAGUUGGUGAAGUAUCUGAAUUUUGAGCAAAAUCAAAGCAGAAUUGCCGAAUUGCUCAACUUUAUCCGGACGGCGGCGCAGGAAGACACAUCCGGUGGUUCGGGGAAUGGAAUUUUCGAAAAUCUCCUCUUGAUCCUCAGCGAUGGACGAAAUAUUUUCAGUGAAGGUGAACAGAAGGUCAAGGAUGCGGUGAAAUUGGCACGACUUCAGAGAAUCUUCACGGUGUACGUGAUUAUCGAUAAUCCGGACAAUAAGCACUCAAUCAUGGAUAUCCGGGUGCCGUGCUUCUCAGCCGAUAAGAAGAAUAUCACGAUGAAGUACUACCUGGACACCUUCCCCUUUCCCUACUACGUCAUUGUGAGAGAUCUCGGGCAGUUGCCUCUCGUUCUCAGUGAUGCAAUGAGGCAAUGGUUUGAGCUGGUCAGCAGUGAAUCUUAACCUUUGGAAUGCGGAGGCCUUGGUAGUUACGUAGAAUGCGAAGGUGGGGUCGUUGAACGACCCCAAAAAGAAGGCCAAUUUUCUCCCAAAUUAUACAACCUGGAGUUGUCGGGUUAGUGCCUAUAGAUUCCUUAUAUAGUCCUCUUGCACCCUGCACCACAAAUUCGCCGCCCUAAAAUACUUAGAAGGAGAUAUUAGGGAAAAACAUUUUUCAAUCAUUUUUCACAAUUUCUUUUUGAGAAAUUUGCCAAGAAACUGCAAUUUUUUUUUCACUCUUCCCCACAUUCCCCUAACUUCCCGCAAAGUGAUAAAUGGCAAUAUUUCUCGAAUAUUCUUUAUUGUUUUGCACAUUUACAUGCUUCUAAUUAUGUUUUAUGUUGUUUAUGCUCUAAAAAAUUUUCCGCAGCAUGACAGUUACACCAUUUUUUGAAUUCCCUUCUUCUACAUUUUCCUUAAUAACUUUUCUUGUGGUGAUUGGAUUGAGCUGAAAUUUUUACACAACCUCCUCAGAUAACCAAAGAACUUAUUUCCAAAAGAUGGGAAUGGUAUCUUAUAUAUUUAUGGAGAUAUAACACGAAACAUAGCGCUGGGGUCGUUCAACGACCCCGCUCCGCAUUCCAAGGGUUAAAGAUGUUUUUUUUUUUUUAGUUUUCUGGGGCUUCCGGGAAUUGAUUGAAAUGAUUUUUAUUUUGUAUUUUAUUACAUAUUUUAUGUAUAUAAUAAAGAAAUAUAAUAAGCUUAUUUUGAAUUAAA
Molecule: messenger RNA, 16814 nt
Organism: Lutzomyia longipalpis
Lineage: Eukaryota; Metazoa; Arthropoda; Insecta; Diptera; Psychodidae
Product: midasin
Exons: 9
Coding region: 129-16061 (5310 amino acids)
Biological process (GO): rRNA processing; ribosomal large subunit assembly
Cellular component (GO): nucleus; preribosome, large subunit precursor
Molecular function (GO): ATP binding; ATP hydrolysis activity
Source: RefSeq, a predicted model, not a curated record